AUGAGGGGGAGGUCGUGGGAGCGAUGUGGGGAGACGGGCGUGGUCCUGCUGGGCUUCCUGACGCUGGCGGUGUCUGUGGGGAACCUGUCCACCAGGGGGCUUCAGGAGGAGGGUGUGGCCUCCAACAGUCUGGAGGAGGAGCUGGAGGUGACCACGUACUGGUGGGGGGAGUGGGCCAAGUGGACCGCCUGCACUCGAACCUGUGGAGGCGGCGUGAUGUCACAAGAAAGACACUGCCUCAAACAGAGAAAGAAAGUUGCUGCUGGGAAAGACAACAUGACGUGCACAGGGACUGCGAAGAAGUAUCACCUCUGCAACACGAAGGAGUGUCCGGCCGCUGGGCGGAGCUUCAGAGAGGAGCAGUGCUGGUCCUUCAACUCGCAGCUUUACAGUGGGAGGAACUUCCAGUGGAAACCUCUGUAUCCCGACGACUACGUUCACAUCUCCAGUAACCCCUGUGACCUCCACUGCACCACCACCGACGGCCAGCGGCAGCUGAUGGUGACGGCUCGAGACGGAACGUCCUGCAAGUACAGCAGCUACCGCGGCGUCUGCGUGGACGGUAAGUGUGAGCCAAUCGGAUGUGACGGAGUUCUGUUUUCCUCCAACACUUUGGACAAGUGCGGCGUCUGUCAGGGCGACGGCAGCAGCUGCAGCAGAGUCAACGGGAACUCGCGCCGCGGAGCCACGACUCUCGGUUACUCUUUCAUUACUCAAAUCCCUGAAGGAUCAUGGGACAUCCAGAUCAUUGAGAGGAAGAAGUCAGCGGAUCUUCUGGCUGUGACCGACCAGGCAGGAAACUUCUUCUUCAACGGAGCCUACAAGGUGGACACUCCUCAGAACUUCCACGCUGCCGGCACCGUCUUCAAGUACCGUCGACCCAUGGACGUGUACGAGACCGGGAUCGAGUACAUCGUCGUCAAAGGGCCCAUCGAUCAGGCCAUCAAUAUCCUGGUUUGGAACCAGAACGGACGAAUUCCGUACAUCACCUACGAGUACACCGUCCUGCGGGACUCCCUGCCGCCCAUCCCGCCUCCUCCCGUCUACACCGGGUCCGACACCUCAGCUGGUGAGGCCUCGGUGGAGGUGGGGACGCUGCUGUCCCCAAACAGCAGUGUCCAUGAGCAGGGGGGCCCUCAGGGCCAGCUGGAGCCGGGGGCCGCAGACGGCCAGAAGGUCCAAGAGACCAAUGAGGUGUACGAGGAGACGGUGUCCAUCGACUGCGACCAGGACGCAGCAGCUGCGCCAAAAUUCACAGGAAACAGCACCGGCAGCACCGUGAACCCUGCCGCUGCCGCUGGAGCCCUGGACCCAGGACCCGAGUCCCCGAACCUCAUCUGGAGGGUCCUGCUGGACGGACGGCUCAGCCCCGACGAGCUGCUCAUCAACAUCUCCACCAACCAGCUGCUGACGGAGGGCGGCGGCUUGUUCUCGUCCGAGCUGGGACCCGGCGAGGUGGACCUGAGCAGCCUGGAGCGAGAGCUCGGUCUGAACGAGACGCUGGAGUUCACUCUGGGCCGAAGACGCAAUGACAGCGGGGACACGGGGUCCCAGAACAGAACGGUGCAGAGCACAGGGAGGACGUCCAGCCGGUCCAACAGAACCAGGGGGAAUCAGAGGCUCUACCAGAAGAACCUGAAGCUGAGCCCUGCCGACAUGUACCGCUGGAAACUUUCCUCUCAGGAGCCCUGCAGCAUGACGUGCUCUAUAGGCGUGUCCAGGUCCUUCGUGUCGUGUGUUCGCUAUGACGGCAUCGAGGUGCACGACAUGUACUGUGACGCUCUGACCCGACCCGAGCCCGUCCACGACUUCUGUAUCGGCAGGGAGUGUCAGCCCAGGUGGGAGGCGAGCAGCUGGAGCGAGUGCUCCAGGACGUGUGGCGAGGGGUUCCAGUUCCGGCAGGUCCGCUGCUGGAAGAUGCUGUCGCCCGGCCUGGACAGCUCGGUGUACAGCGACCUCUGCACCAUGGCCGACCUGGAGCGACCCGUGGAGAGACGGGCCUGCAAGAGCCCGGCCUGCGGGCCCCAGUGGGAGGUGGCCGAGUGGACAGAGUGUCCCGCUAAGUGCGGCCUCAAAGCCCAGGUGACCCGGGACGUCCGCUGCACCGAUGACCCCAGAUCAUGUGACCCGAUGACCAGACCAGCCAGCAUCAAGAACUGCACUGGUCCGCCCUGUGAACGCCACUGGACCGUGUCCGAGUGGGGACCCUGCUCGGGGUCGUGUGGCGCGGGGAAGACGACGCGUCACGUGUACUGUAAGGCCGGGGACGGGCGCGUGGUCCCGGAGAACCAGUGCUCUGCGGAGAACAAGCCACUGGCCAUCCACCCCUGUGGAGAGAGGGACUGUGCCCCACACUGGCUGAGCCAAGACUGGGAGAGGUGCAACACCACCUGUGGGCGUGGCGUGAAGCGGAGGACGGUCAUGUGCGUCGGCAUCAGCGGAGGAAAGUUCCAGAUCUUCGACGAGGAGGCGUGUGGAGGCAGCGAGAAGCCGGAGGACGAGAACACCUGCUUCGAGAGGCCGUGCUUCAAGUGGUACACCACCCCCUGGUCGGAGUGCACGAAGACGUGUGGUGUGGGCGUGAGGAUGAGGGACGUGAAGUGUUACCAGGGCCGGGAGCUGGUCCGGGGCUGCGACCCCCUCACCAGGCCGGUGGCCAAACAGACGUGCACGCUGCAGGCCUGUCCCACCGAGCCCCCAGAUGAGAGCUGCCAGGACCGGCCCUCCACCAACUGCCUGCUGGCCCUGAAGGUGAACCUGUGCAGCCACUGGUACUACAGCAAGGCCUGCUGCCACUCGUGCCGCGCCCUGCGCCCUCCGCCCUCCUAG
Pleuronectes platessa (European plaice) is the source of this 2829-nucleotide messenger RNA. RefSeq names its product ADAMTS-like 2 (gene adamtsl2). Gene Ontology annotation, biological process: extracellular matrix organization. NCBI's taxonomy places the organism in Eukaryota, Metazoa, Chordata, Actinopteri, Pleuronectiformes, Pleuronectidae. The record is from RefSeq and is a predicted model, not a curated record. The transcript has 18 exons. Gene Ontology annotation, cellular component: extracellular matrix. The coding region runs from base 1 to 2829 and encodes 942 amino acids.